Molecule: messenger RNA, 711 nt
Organism: Penicillium diatomitis
Lineage: Eukaryota; Fungi; Ascomycota; Eurotiomycetes; Eurotiales; Aspergillaceae
Product: ATPaseAAA-typecore
Exons: 4
Coding region: 1-711 (236 amino acids)
Molecular function (GO): ATP hydrolysis activity; ATP binding
Source: RefSeq, a predicted model, not a curated record
AUGAUACCAACGGUACCGUUCGACGACGUAAUUGAUGGAAAGGGCCAAGGAUUUAACAUUCUACUGAAUGGUCCACCAGGAGUCGGAAAGACUUUCACGGUUGAGGCAACCUCGGAGUAUUUCAAGCUCCCCCUCUAUUCGAUAUCCGCAGGCGAACUUGUUGUCGACCACGGAGAUUCCAAUGCGCUUGAGCAGCAGCUUGAAACAGUAUUCAAGAUCGCCAAACACUUCAAUGCCGUGCUUCUCUUAGAUGAGGCAGACGCAUUCAUGGAGCAGCGUACAUCUUACCACGAUACCCACAAUCGCCUUGUGACCAUUUCCCUCCGAAAGCUGGAAUAUUAUCAAGGAAUUCUUUUCUUGACUUCAAAUCGGGGUAUCCAGUUUGAUGACGCAAUUCUCAGCCGGAUCCAUUUUAUCAUUGAGUAUGAGAAUUUAACGAGAGAGUUCCGCAGAGAUCUCUGGUCAACUUUUCUGUCCAAGGCAUGUACGAUGCAAGGACCUGCUGUUGUUGAGGAGCACGAACUCCGACGAUUGGAGUCUUUAGCUCUGAAUGGACGAGAGAUCAAAAACAUCGCAGCAAUUGCACACGCUCUCGCUGAGGCUGACGUCAACCAGGUGAACUACAAAUACUUGGAGUUAGCUGCCGAAUCAAAUAGGAAAAUUUCAAAGGAGUUUGGCAGAGAGAGGCCUGCCGAUGGAAUGUAUGUCUAA